This is a messenger RNA of Trichoderma citrinoviride, 2721 nucleotides long. RefSeq lists its product as hypothetical. Gene Ontology annotation, biological process: DNA-templated transcription; regulation of transcription by RNA polymerase II. Bases 1 to 2721 code for a protein of 906 amino acids. The record is from RefSeq and is a predicted model, not a curated record. Gene Ontology annotation, cellular component: chromatin. NCBI's taxonomy places the organism in Eukaryota, Fungi, Ascomycota, Sordariomycetes, Hypocreales, Hypocreaceae. Gene Ontology annotation, molecular function: zinc ion binding; DNA-binding transcription factor activity, RNA polymerase II-specific; RNA polymerase II cis-regulatory region sequence-specific DNA binding. The transcript has 4 exons.
AUGGGGAGCCUCAGGAACAUUAUGAAUCUCGAUGACGACCACGUCGACUCGCACUCCAUAAGAAGGGACCGGAGGCCGGCCUCGAGAACCUCGCUUGAUCAAGAUCUACCCGUCCCCAUGGCCAGAUACAAUCAUAUCCCGGUGGAUCUGUCAAGGCAAACAUCACCUCCUCACAUCAUCCACCACCCUGCAGCGCCACCCCUAGGAUAUAACAGCCACCCCGGCGCUCGUCGACGCAGCAACACUAGCACCGACUCCAUGGACUCUUCCUACGGACAGAGCCAGAGCCAUACAGCUUAUUACCAAGGAACAGCAAUGAGGCCCGUCAUGCCAGGAACCGUUUCGGGGGAUCACCCUGUCAAACUGACGCCCAUUACUGGGAGAGUCAGUCGCGCGAAGAAGGGAGUUCCUGUUCAUACGUGUGACGUCUGCCGGCCGCCAAAGCCGCCGGAGCUCUCUUGCACAGUCUCGGGCUGCAAGAAGGUCUUUUACCGCAAAGACUUGCUGGACCGACACUUACAGAGACAUGGCGAACACGACGGCAAACUGAACAGAGACUCAUCACGACGGCGACGCUCAGACAGCAGUCCAUCUCGACCAUACAGCAGCUCACCACCAGCGCCCACGAUGCAACAAGCUUCCUCUCCAUAUAGCGUUGGGGCUGCCGCCACACCGGCUUCCAGUGUCGGGAUGGUGGCCGGCCACUGGUCAUCUGUGAACAACUCAACGCCGCCAGGGCCUACAAUGCAAUCGCCACAUAUGCGAGAUACGCAGAGUGCCUAUCACAUGGCGGAUAUGGGCGUGGUCGACCCCGUUACCGCUGGAGUGGUCUCUACCUACAGCGAACCGCGGCCUGCCGGACUGGGCGUAAUAGAUGCUCAAGUCACAGAGCUUUGUAUACCCGAAACGACGCCGCCAAACAUUCCAUGGACGGACAGCUCGGGCAUCCCGUCGACCUCUUCAGGAAGUGCCUACUCAACGCCGGCAUCUGGCAGCUCCAGGUUUCAACCGUCGUCGGCUCGGGCCCCUGCAGCGGAGUGGAGUGGACCGAUGCCAUCUUAUACCACAUCCCCAAGCCCCGUCAUUACGGACAACGGAUAUCCCAUGUCCUUUGGCUACGCUGCUACCCCUCCGCAGGUCUAUUCGUCGGUAUACGGGGAUGGUAUGGGAACCCCGUUCACUGGCUACGAACAUGGCGCAAACCUCUACAGUCCCCAAAUGCUUGACACGACAGUUCGGAGCAUGUCCCCGCCGGAGCUCAUGGUGGGCCAGUCCGCGGAGACACUGGUCGCGGCGCCGGCUGCAUUGCCUGCGGAUCGUAUGAUGUAUCCUCGCACCUGCAGCCGCGAGCCUGUAGAUGCUCUCGGUCUGUAUACUCUUAUGCCGACAGCUCUCAGCCAUGGCAUUCGAAGCAUGAUCCCGACGUACAUCGAGGUGUACUGGGAUAAGGUCCAUUCCAUGUACCCCAUCAUCCACAGACCGACAUUCGAAAACCCGACAAACAUGCCCGAGGAGCACAUGGAAAUACUCCAGUGUGCCAUGGCAGCCAUUGCCACUCAAUUCCUUGAGCACGAGGAUCACCGCGCGAACGGGCACCAGCUCCAUACCUAUGCUAUGGACAAGGCGAAGCUGGUCAUUCACGCACAAACCACUUACCCAUCGACUAUGGGACCAUGCGAUGCCUCUCAGCAAUGGAGAAUCUGGGUCCAUAUGGAAUCGAGGAGGCGUCUGCUAUCCGCCUGCUUCUUGCUUGAUGUCCACGCAAUGUCCUUCCUGGAGCAGCCUCGAGCCGCGGUCCUCGGCCUGGACUAUAGCGAUCCCCGGACACUCCCAAUCCCUCUGUCGAUGGCCACGCUGCAGCUGUGGGAUGCGCAAAGCUACCAGGAAUGGAGCAGCAUCAGGCAGCCAGCCAUGCCCGCGACUGUCGGGGCGACGAUUCUCGAAACCAUUACCGCAGCAGACAUUGCUUCGAUCCCGGCCUUUGACGCUUCGUUGUUUUUGGUCGCAUACGUUUUACAGCUUCCCCAGCGACGGUCCCUCACCAAGAUCAACCUCUUGGAUGAUGCGUCGAGCAUUAGCAUGAACCACUUCAGGAUCAUGAGUCUAUUUCCAUACUCGCCCAUUGCCAUGUCGCAUCUCGCCCUCCACUACACCCCGCUGCACACGCUGCUGUCAGUGUCUGGCGACAGCUGGGUCUUCAACAAAAAGGUGCUCCAGGCCACCGACUUCAUGGAGCACCAGAGGCAGCUGGAGAAGUGGCGAGACUCGGGCAGCGCCGCCGUGGCGGUUGCUUUUGCCUCGCGGGCGCUCAAGCUGUUCCUCGGGUUGCAGAGGUGCGCGAGCAAGGACGGGAGCAGCGGCUCGGUGCCCACGCCCCCGUUCCAGCGCCCGCGGCAGCACAAGGAGAUUUCCGACUUUUGGGGCAUCUACGUGUGCGCCCUCAUCUGCUGGGCCUUUGGCCACGUCGGCGGCGCCAGCCGCUCCGAGACCAAGGCGCCGACGCGGAGGGCCGCCGUGCAGUGGAUCCUCAAGGCGUCGGACAUGGAGCCCGGGCGCAUCCAGCAAAUGUCGGAGGCGGAGAGGCAGGUCGGCUCCGGGGCGGUCGGUCUCGCGCGGGCGUCGCUCGAGAAGGACUGCCUGGGCGGGCGGAGCAUCCUGCUCGCUGACGCGGUGGGCGUGUUGAAGAAGUUGGAGGAGGGAGACAAUUAUAGACGGUUCUAG